AUGUGUGAGCGCAGUCUUUACAGAGCGGGCUAUGUGGGCUCGCUUCUGAAUCUGCAGUCUCCCGACUCCUUCUACUUCUCCAACCUGCGGCCGAAUGGAGGCCAGUUGGCCGCGCUUCCCCCCAUCUCAUACCCGCGCGGCGCGCUGCCCUGGGCCGCCACGCCCGCCUCCUGCGCCCCUGCGCAGCCUGCCGGUGCCACCGCCUUCGGCAGCUUCUCGCAGCCCUACCUGGCUGGCUCCGGGCCUCUUGGCCUGCAGCCCCUGGGCGCCAAGGACCGACCCGACGAGCAGGCCAAGUUCUAUACGCCCGACGCGGUCGCCGGGCCUGAGGAGCGUGGCCGAGCGCGGCCGCCCUUUGCCCCCGAGUCUAGCCUGGUCCCCGCAGCCGCUGGUCUCAAAUCGACCAAGUACGACUACGCGGGUGUGGGCCGCGCCGCGCCGGGCUCCGCGGCCCUGCUUGAGGGGACCCCCUGCGCCGCCGGCUUCAAGGACGACGCCAAGGGCCCGCUCAACUUGAACAUGGCAGUGCAGGCAGCGGGCGUCGCAUCUUGCCUGCGACCUUCGCUGCCCGACGGCCUGCCGUGGGGGGCGGCCCCCGGGAGGGCCCGCAAGAAGCGGAAACCCUACACCAAGCAGCAGAUUGCAGAGCUGGAGAACGAAUUCCUCCUGAACGAAUUCAUCAACCGGCAGAAGCGCAAGGAAUUGUCCAACAGGCUGAACCUCAGCGACCAGCAGGUCAAAAUCUGGUUCCAGAAUCGUCGUAUGAAGAAGAAGCGCGUGGUGCUGCGCGAGCAGGCGCUGGCGCUGUACUAGCCCCGGGCCUGGCCAUGGCCGGGCCUCCCUUUUUGAGCCGUAGCCUGGCGUGGAGGACGAGCUGAGACGGGGGCUUUUCCUGCUGCUCCUUCUCAGCUGGUCCUAAGUACCCUCCCGCUCGUCUGCAGCCCCCAAAGCCAGCAGGAGAUUUGGAGAUCUGGUCAGAUUUGGAGACCUCCAGGCUUUCCCCUUCCCCGGAGGGGCUGUGGAAGUCGCGGCACAACCUUGGCCUUGAGGCUUCCCCAGUGGGGGCCUAGGCGCACCUGUCUUAGCAUUUAAACCUGGGCUCACUCCAGCUCCCUUUUACUUGGAUUUCUGCUUUCACAUAGUCUCCUCCCCCUCCUCCCCAACUCCUUCUACAUUUAGCAGGCCAUUGAAUUUAGGAAGGCCUCCAGGGCAGAAUGGAAAGGGCUGUGGGCACAAUUGCGUCUCUUUGCAGCCAAAGCCCCGUGUGGAAAAGCCGGAAUCCUGAUUUUGGAGAAAGGAAAGGGUGCCACCACCACUCCCUGCUCUCUGCCCUGGAUGGUUUGGGAGGACUAAAGUGCCCUAGAUCUCCAGACUUCGGGAGGAAAGGGGAAGGAGUGUGGCCCUACAAACUCAGAAACACCUCGGAGUUCAGGCUGAAUUGGCUCCUCCAGCUUGGUGGAAUGGACUGGAUACUUCCUUCCCACGAAUGGGACAAGGGAGGCCAGGCUCCAUGGCAAACUGCACUUCGUAGCCAAGACUGGUAAAAUUCCCCUACUUCUCUCACCUCCUCACACACGCCUAGGCCAAAGCCCUGCGCUCUGUAACUGGUCCCCCAGAGGUGAGCUCUGAUGAGGAGCUGCUCCGCUGCUUUGGGGCUGGGCUGCAGUAAAAGGAGGGAGAAAUGUCCAGGGGCAGGAGAAUGGAGUGAGCAAGGGGGAGGGGUGUCCUACAUUCCGAAUAUAAAUAUGACUUUCCUGUCAAAGGUGGGUAAAGGUGUCAACAUGUCUUUCUUCCUUAAAUUAUAGUAACGGGCCACUGCAAGGAGAAGUGAAAGCUCCUCCAUCCAUCAGUCAGGGGGCAGGCAAGGAAGGAGUUCCCUCAGAUCCUGGGCCCCUCAGAGCUGCUCUUGACCAAGUAGAGAGGAGUAGAAGUUCCCCUCUUCUUCUCCACCCCCCCCCCCCAAUCCAAGUCCACGAGGGGCCCAAACACUGUGCCCUUUCUGAGGCCGUUGCUGGCCUGCCUCCAUGGAGUCUGAAAGGCCCUGGGCUUUGCUAGGCUUACUUUGUGGAGGCUGGGAUUCCAGGAUGCCAAAAGGGGUCGUUCCACAUGUGCCGGGGUAUCCUGCCUUAACCUCAUUGAACCCGAGGGCCCCCUAAACUCCUUUUUACCAUCCCUGCUUCUUUUCCCUCUCCUUCUGUGAAUUAGCGCCCCCAACUCCUAGCAAGAUGCAUAACAGCCUAAGAGCUUGGAAAUUCCUUCCCUAAGUCCAAUGAUUUAUUUUCAGUGGAGGACCAGGCCCUAGAUCUAGAGUGGGCACCUCACAAGGAGCCCCUGAGCCUCAGCCAAACUGACUUUAGUUGAUAUUUAGACUAAUUGCAUUUUCUCUGCUAUCUGAUAGUUGUCAUGCAUGUUUUGUUUUGUUUUGAUUUUGUCAAAAACAAUAGCUUGUAUAUAUCAGACACAUAGAAAUGU
Molecule: messenger RNA, 2472 nt
Organism: Myotis myotis
Lineage: Eukaryota; Metazoa; Chordata; Mammalia; Chiroptera; Vespertilionidae
Gene: HOXD12
Product: homeobox D12
Exons: 2
Coding region: 1-813 (270 amino acids)
Biological process (GO): regulation of DNA-templated transcription
Molecular function (GO): DNA-binding transcription factor activity, RNA polymerase II-specific; sequence-specific double-stranded DNA binding
Source: RefSeq, a predicted model, not a curated record